AUGUCUCAAUCAAUAACUUCUGAAAUUUCACAUGAACAUCAGAUUCCUCGAGCAGAUUCAGAAGCCGCAGCGACAACUUCAGAAUUCGAAUCGAAGAAAUCUGAAAAUCAAUCUGAAAAUGAGAAAAAUCGCGAAGGUUUUUCGAAUCCGCUCGAAUUUGUCCUAACAGCGUUGGGAUUGGCAGUCGGAUUGGGAAAUAUUUGGCGGUUUCCGACGCGCGCUUUUGAGAAUGGUGGAUGUGAGUUUGGGCUGGGCUGGGGGGGGGGCCUGAAAUCGGGCCGGGCCGGAAAAUUCCCGUCAGAAUGAUAUAGAACAUGCUUAGUAGGGUUACUUUUUCUUUAAUAUGAGCAAUCUUCUAUCUCGAGCGGAGCGAGUGUAGACCGCAAGCUUCCGCGUAAGCGGCACUAUCUUCCGCUUCAGCGGCCACGCGGAUUGCUAUGACGUGGAAAAUGACGUCACAGCAAUCCGCGUGUCCGCUACGCGGAAGCUUGCGGUCUACACUCGCUUCGCUCGGAAGAAAAACAAGCUUCCGCUUAGAAUAUCUGCAGGCAUUCCGCGUGGCCGCUGCGCGGAAGACAGUGCCGCUUACGCGGAAGCUUGCGGUCUACACUCGCUCCGCUCGACCUUCUUUAACUUGUACCUUUAACCUGAGCAAUCCUCUAUAUCGAGCGGAGCGAGUGUAGACCGCUAUCUUCCGCGUAAGCGGCACUAUCUUCCGCUUUAGCGGCCACGCGGAUGGCUAUGACGUGAAGAUUUUCCACGUGGCCGCUAACGCGGAAGCUAGCGGUCUACACUCGCUUCGCUCGGAGGACAAACUAGCUUCCGCGCAGCGGCCACGUGGAAUAUCUGCAGACAUUCCACGUGGCCGCUGCGCGGAAGCUUGCGGUCUACACUCGCUCCGCUCGACCUUCUUCAACUUGAGGAAUUCUUUAUAACCUGAGCAGCCCUCUACCUCGAGCGGAGCGAGUGUAGACCGCUAUCUUCCGCGUAAGCGGCACUAUCUUCCGCUUUAGCGGCCACGCGGAAUGCUUGCAGAUAUUCCACGUGGCCUCUGCGCGGAAGCUUGUUUUUCCUCCGAGCGAAGCGAGUGUAGACCGCAAGCUUCCGCGUUAGCGGCACUGUCUUCCGCGCAGCGGCCACGCGGAUUGCCUGCAGAUUUCCACGUCACAGCAUUCCGCGUGGCCGCUAAAGCGGAAGCUUGCGAUUUACAAUCCUAUCUACAUGUUCCAGCCGCCUUCCUAAUUCCCUACUUAAUUUGUGCCAUCCUUUUUGGUCUCCCUGGUGUGUAUCUCGAAAUGUUAACUGGACAAUAUCAAGGUGUCUCUCCACCAAUAGUUUUCCGUCGAAUCGCUCCAUUUUUGGAGGGAAUUGGCUGGAUGCCAGCAAUUGUUGCGUCAGCCAUCGGAAUUUAUUAUAUAUUGAUUAUUUCGUGGGUAGUACUGUACAUUUUCAAUUUAUUUCGCGGUGAUUUGAAUGUUUGGAACAAGUGUGAUAAUUUUUGGAAUGAUCCUGAGACUUGUAUUGAUAUGUUGAAACAAAAACAUUGCUGGAAUCUGACGGAAGGGUAGGAAACCUUUUUUUUCAGCAUUUUUUGGAGCAUUUUGACACCAAAAAUGAGCAUUUUCUGAUCAUUUUGAGCUACAAAUCAAUUUUGAAUCUGAAAUUUUUGCACCAUUUUUUUCGCCUCGAAAUUUGCCGCAAAAAGUGUAUUUUUAAAAUUUUCCGUAAAAAAAAUAAAAAUUUGAAUUUUUCACAAAAACACCAGAUUUGCAUUGGAGCGCACUUGCAAUUUUUGGCAAAAUUUUUUGAUUUUUAGGGUUAGACUAGGUUCAUUCUGUGCCAAAUUUUAUGGCGAAAAAAAUGGCACCAAAAUUUUUGAACUUGAAAUUCCUGAAUUUAAUUUCAGGUCAAUUUUAGGAUAAAAAUAUUUUUUUUUACCUGAAAUUUGAUCAAAAAUUGAUAUUUUCAGCUCAAAAUGAUCAGAAAAUGGUGUUUUUUGUAUCAAAAUGAUCAGAAUUUUCCCGAAAAUCCCAAAAUUAAGCCGAUUUUCAUCGGAUUUUCAAUUUCCUAACCUGAGCAAUCAUUUUUUUUUCAGAAUUUCCAACUCGAAUUUGAGAUGGGUAUUUCUGAAUGGCUCAUGUCAAGAGGUCUCCUCUUCAAUCCAAUUCACAAGUGCUACGGAACAAUAUUUGAUGCGGAACAUAAUCCGCAAGUCCGCACGCGGAAUGAUGGAUUUGGGUGAUUUUAAUACGCCUGUCUUUUUGGCAAUGACUUUUUGCUGGAUUUUGAAUGGAUUGGUGAUUUGGAAGGGAAUGCGGAUUAUGGGAAAAAUUGCCUAUGUGAGUUUGGGGACUAGUUUUGAUGGCCUAGAAAUCCAAAAACUCGGCCACCUCUCAAAAACCUUUGGGGUAGACCGCAAGCUUCCGCGUAAGCGCUGAUUUUCCACGUCAUAGCAAUCCGCGUGGCCGCUGCGCGGAAGAUAGUGCCGCUUACGCGGAAGCUUGCGGAUUACACUCGCGCCAAAGGCGCUCGAGACAAUUUUCGAGCGGAGCGAGUGUAGACCGCAAGCUUCCGCGUCAGCGGCACUAUCUUCCGCGCAGCGGCCACGUGGAAAAUCUUCACGUCAUAGCAAUCCGCGUGGCCGCUGCGCGGAAGACAGUGCCGCUUACGCGGAGGCUUGCGGUCUACACUCGCUCCGCUCGGAAUUUGUGACAGUUUGAUGGCUGCGGACUAGUUUUUGAUGGCCUAGGAAUCCAAAAACUCGGCCACCUCCCAAACACCUUUGAGGUAGACCGCAAGCUUCCGCGCAGCGGCCACGUGGAUUUGCUAUGACGUGGAAUAUCUCCAGGCAUUCCGCGUGGCCGCUGCGCGGAAGAUAGUGCCGCUUACGCGGAAGCUUGCGGAUUACACUCGCUCCGCUCGAAUGAGAUAUCAAAAUGAUCAGAAUUUCAAGCUGAAUCCAAAUUUCCAUCCCAAAAUUUGUUAAAAAUUUAAUUUCAGGUCACAACCCUUCUUCCCUAUGCCCUUAUUUUGAUAAUGUUUGUUCGUGGAAUAACAUUGGAAGGUGCUUCAACAGGUCUUUAUUAUUUCUUCCUCAAUCCUGAUUAUUCUCGAAUUCUUUCGCCGAAAACCUGGAUUGCUGCAUUGUCUCAACUAUGUUUUUCACUGGCGUUGGGUAAAUUUUGGAAUUUUCAGAUUUUACAGUUGUUUCUGAUCAUUUUAAGCUAAAAAACCCCAAUUUUCGAGCAUUUUGAGCUGAAAUUCAAUUUUGAAUCUGAACCAUUUUUUUCGCCGUGAAAUUUGGCACAAAAAUUGUAUUCUCAAAAUUUUCCGUAAAAAAAAUAAAAAUUUGAAUUUUUCACAAAAACACCAGAUUUGCAUUGGAGCGCACUUGCAAUUUUUUCGCAAAAAUUUUUGAUUUUUGGGGUUAGACUAGGUUCAUUCUGCACCAAAUUUCAUGGCGAAAAAAAUUGCUGCAAAAUUUUUGAACUUGAAAUUCCUGAAUUCAAUUUCAGGUCAAUUUUAGCUUAAAAAAACCCCACUUUUUGAGCUGAAAUUCAAUUUUGAAUCUGAACCAUUUUUUUCACCGUGAAAUUUGACGCUAAACCUGUAUUUUUGAAAUUUUCCGUAAAAAAAAUAAAAAUUUGAAUUUUUCACAAAAACGCUAGAUUUGCACUGGGGCGCACUUGCAGUUUUUUGUGGAAAUUUUUGAUUUUUUGGGGUUAGACUAGGUUCAUUCUGCCCCAAAUUUUAUGGCGAAGAAAAUUGCUGCAAAAUUUUUCCUGAAUUUAAUUUCAGGUCAAUUUUAGGAUAAAAAUGAUGAAAAAUGGCUCAAAAUGCUCAGAAAAUCAUGUUUUUUGUAUGAAAAUGAUCAGAAUUUUUCGAAAAAUUUCAAAAAAUGACCGAAAAUCAAUUUCAGGUCAAGGUGGAUUAAUGUCAAUGGCCUCUUAUAACAAAAAAUCCUCAAAUUGUUUCAUCAACGCUUUGGUUGUGAUAAUUGGUGAUACAUUAAUGAGUGUAAUUGGUGGAGCUGCUGUAUUCUCAACUUUGGGAUUUCUAGCAAAACAGCGAAAUGUUGAAGUAUCAGAAGUUGUUCAAAGUGGUCUCAGUUUGUCAUUUGUUGUUUAUCCCGAAGCUUUUACACAAAUGCCAAUUCCAUGGUUAUGGGCUUUUUUAUUCUUUCUAACUCUAUUUUUAUUAGGAAUUAGUAGUGAGAUUGGUGAGUUUAACAUGAGCAAUAUUUGUUUUUUCGAAAAUCCCGUGAAAUUCCGAUCAAAAUGAGAUAUCGCAUGAUAUAUUUUUAGAAAACCGCAAGCUUCCGCGUAAGCGGCACUAUCUUCCGCGCAGCGGCCACGCGGAUUGCUAUGAUAUGGCAAACGUCAUAGCUAUCCGCGUGGCCGCUGCGCGGAAGAUAGUGCCGCUUACGCGGAAGCUUGCGGUCUACACUCGCUUCGCUCGAUGGAUUGCUCAGGUUAGAGAAAAAUCGAUUCAAGAAAUUUUAUUGCUCAUGUUAGACACUAGAGAUUGCUCAUUCUAGAAAAGGCUGUUGCUCAGGUUAGAGACGCAGACAAAAAUAUAUAUUGCUCAUGUUAAACUCACAUAAAAACAUCAAGUGAUUGCUCAGGGUGAGUUUAACAUGAGCAAUAUAUGUAUAUUUUUGUCUGCGUCUCUAACCUGAGCAAUAGCAUUUUCCAUCUGAGGCUUUUCUAGAGAGCAAUCUCUGCGUCUCUAGUGUCUAACAUGAGCAAUACUAUUUUUUCAAUCGAUUUUUCUCUAACCUGAGCAAUCCGUCGAGCGAAGCGAGUGUAAACCGCAAGCUUCCGCGCAGAGGCCACGCGGUUUACUAUGACGUUUGCCAUAUCAUAGCAAUCCGCGUGGCCGCUGCGCGGAAGAUAGUGCCGCUUACGCGGAAGCUUGCGGUCUACACUCGCUCCGCUCGAAAAAUGUCUCGAGCGCCUUUGGCGCGAGUGUAAACCGCAAGCUUCCGCGAAGCGGCCACGCGGAUUGCCUGCAGAUUUUUUCACGUAACAGCUUAUCCGCGUGGCCGCUUACGCGGAAGCUUGCGGUCUACACUCGCUCCGCUCGAAAUCCAUUUUCCCCCCAGAAUUUCGUAUUUGGAUUCCUAGGCCACGCAAAACCUAGUCCCCGGCCAUAAAACUAUUACAAAUUCCGAGCGGAGUGAGUGUAGACCGCAAGCUUCCGCGUAAGCGGCACUAUCUUCCGCGCAGCGGCCACGCGGAUUGCUAUGAUAUGGCAAACGUCAUAGCAAUCCGCGUGGCCGCUGCGCGGAAGAUAGUGCCGCUUACGCGGAAGCUUGCGGUUUUCUAAAAUAUAUCAUAAAAUACCUCAUUUUGCUCCAAAUUUCACGGGAUUUUCGAAUUUUCUAACCUGAGCAAUCCUAAAUUCUCCUAAUUUCAAAUUUUUCCAGCUCUAACCGAAGUCUUUUGCACGUGUCUCUAUGAUCAAUAUCCAAAACUACGCUCUUCAAAAUGGUUGGUCUCUUUUGUAUGGUGUCUAUUUUUAUACGUUUGCGGUCUGAUUUUUUCAUUUUCCGGUGGUUUUUAUUAUUUCGAACUUUUCGAUGAAUAUUCCGCUGGUUUUUCUUCAAUGACAGCUGUCACUUUUGAAAUUUUGACCGUCAUUUUUGUGUACGGUAUUCGAAAUUUCAAAUUUGAUUUGGUUUCGAUGAUUGGACCGGCAAGGAAUUGGUUUACUGGGUUUUUUGGAGCACAGAGCCCGUAUUUUUUGAUAAAUUGGCUCGUUAUUAGCCCCAUUUUGGGUGAGUUUUUGGGAUUUUUGAGCAUUUUUAGGUCAAAAAUGAAAAUUUUGAGCAUUUUCUGAGCAUUUUGGCCUGAAAAUUGCCAUUUUUCGUGAUUUUUGAGCAUUUUCUGAGCAUUUUAAGCUAAAAAUUGCCAUUUUUGAGCAUUUUCUGAGCAUUUUGGCCUGAAAAUGCUUGUUUUUCGCAAAUUUCGAGCAUUUUUUGCUCAUUUUAAGCUAAAAAUGCUCAUUUCUCGUGAUUUUUGAGCAUUUUCUGAGCAUUUUGAGCUGAAAAUUGCCAUUUUUGAGCAUUUUCUGAGCAUUUUGAGCAAUUUUUCAUAAUUUCAUCCUAAAAAACCUGAUUUUAGCGCAAAAAUCAAAAAUUUUUGCGAAAAAUUGCAAGUGCGCUCCAAUGCAAAUCUUAUGUUUUUAUGAAAAAUUCAAAUUUUCAACUGAAAAUUGCAAGUGCGCUCCAAUGCAAAUCUUCUAUUUUUAUCAAAAAUUCAAAUUUUUAGACGUCAAAAUGGGAUUUUUUUUUGAUUACCGUACUUUUGAGCCUAAAAAUGCUUAAAAUUUGAGAUUUCUAGCUGAAAAUGAUCAGAAAAUGCUCAUUUUUGGUGUCAAAAUGCUCCAAAAAUGCUCCAAAAAUCAAAUUUCAGGUGUUGGAUUGCUCAUAUUAUCGCUAAUCCGCGAUUAUCCCUACAAUAAUGAUGCUCAAAAAUAUCCAAUAUAUUUUGAUAUUUUUGGCUGGAUUCUCGCCUCAAUUCCAGUCUCAAUGGUCCCAAUUUUCGCGGUCCGAAACUUUUUGUAUUUCAAAAAUAAUCGAUAUCCAAUACGUGGCAUUUUUAAACUACAAAAACAACAUGUUUCCUAUAAUCGCAUCAAAAAUAUCGCGGAAGAUUCGUCUAACAUGAGCAAUGCCGAAAAUUUGCCGGAAAAUGAGCCGUGGGAAAGUUCGGUGAUGCGAAAAUAUGAGAAAUUGGAAUGGCCUAAAAAUAAGAGCUUUUUCGCGCCACUUUUGAAAAAUGAAUAA
Molecule: messenger RNA, 6790 nt
Organism: Caenorhabditis angaria
Lineage: Eukaryota; Metazoa; Nematoda; Chromadorea; Rhabditida; Rhabditidae
Source: the annotation of a GenBank genome assembly